Messenger RNA from Glossina fuscipes, 1304 nucleotides. RefSeq lists its product as uncharacterized. Lineage: Eukaryota; Metazoa; Arthropoda; Insecta; Diptera; Glossinidae. Bases 17 to 1189 code for a protein of 390 amino acids. The transcript is spliced from 6 exons. The record is from RefSeq and is a predicted model, not a curated record.
UAAGUUGACAAUCAUAAUGAAAUACACAAUAAUAUUCCUUCUCCUAAGUCAACUUACAUACAUAGUCUUGGCGAAACCUGUGAGCAGCGAUGAAAACACUAAGUCUCUAGUUGAACAUAAAUCUACUGAUAUGGAUGAUAUGGACGUUAUACCAUAUUAUGGUGGUAUGCGAGGUCAAUAUCUACAAAUUAAAGAUGGUAAAAUUCACGAUAUUAUCAAUAAAUCGCGUGAGAAUAGUACGCAGCAUGUUGAUAAAAAAGGGCCACCCGCCAGCUUAGAUGGUAAUGUUACCUCUGCCUUCGAACACGAUUUCAAUAAGAUUCAAUUGGCAGCGGCCCGUUUGGUGGCGAUACAAGAGCAAGCCAAACGUAAAGGAUCGUUUAGCGCCGAAGAGAAUCGUGUCUACGCUAUUAGUCUACUAGAAUUGGGUAAAGCCGCUCAAAAUUUAGCCACGCUACAACAAACGGGGCAAAUUAAAGAUUUCAGUGUGUUAUUGCAACCGUAUCAUAUGAUAAACGCAAUGCCACAAAAAAGCCCAACGACCGAAAAUAUGAACCAUUACGCAAACAUAGAAGCGGUUAUCGAAGAGCAAAAGGAUGAUAGCAUAACGACAUCGCCGUUUUCAAGCGGAACAGAUUUAUUACCUACAACCGCGGAGGAUCCUUACGAAGAUAACAAUGAUAGCAUUGCCAUAAUGUCUCCUAAAAAGGAUGCGUCGGUGGCCGAGGCUAAGCCAAUAGGUGUUUCUAUAGCUGGAGAGGGGGGUGUUGCAUCAGCUAAACCGAAUGCCGUAGCGUUAUCGGGACGCAACGGCUUGGCUGUUUCAGCCCCUAAGGCCACCGCGAUAGCCGGUGUUACUCCAGAGGAAGCGGCCGCAUUUAGUGUCUCCGUGCCGAGUCGCAAUCAAAUUCUUAUCAAAACUUCAGGCCCACGUUUCCCCCCACUUUCUCCAAAUUUUGAUUACUAUGAUUAUAUAGAAUCAUCGCCGAUACAAGCAUCUCCGUACAGCCACGAAAUGUCUCCUACGUAUAAGCAUAAUUUUUUCAAAUAUAAUUCGAAACCCAUAUCCACCAUUAAUGUUGCUUCGAGCAUGUUAAAAAUGUGGCGAACUGCUUUAGCGGAAGAUUACGCUAACUCUGACGCUACCGGCGAACGUAAUGCUGACAUAGAAAUUAAAAAAACAUCUUAAAGUAAAGCCUCAGUAGAUAUAUUAUUCAAAUGCACAAAAGUAUGAAAGUGAAUCGAUUAAAUUUAAUUUAAUAAUUGCUAUCACAAACAAAUUUUUUUUUUUGUAUUAAAUUAAA